Aegilops tauschii subsp. strangulata is the source of this 453-nucleotide messenger RNA. Lineage: Eukaryota; Viridiplantae; Streptophyta; Magnoliopsida; Poales; Poaceae. The record is from RefSeq and is a predicted model, not a curated record.
AUGAAGAUCCAGGUGGCACUGGAUGAAGCCGGCAAGGCAAAGCCGGUGCCACCUCCGAAGCCGGCCGGCGAGGGAAGCCGGCGGCAGCACAACCAGCAGAACAACAAGCGCAAAGCCGAUCAACCGGCUCAGCGCUAUGACAACCGGCUCGUCGCGGCCGCCGAGCAGGCGCCCGCGGCCGAGCCGGCCACCAAACGCUGGAACACCGGCAAGACGACAUGGCAGCCCACCAUGAGCUUCGAGGAGAUGCUUGACGCUCCCUGCAAGCACCACAGCGGCGCGAGGCCGUCCACGCACACGCUCCGAUCGUGCGCCAUCACCAAGCGCAUCGCGAGGGGCGACAUCCCGCCUCCUCCGGCUCUGGCUCCGGGAGCAAGGCAGCCUCCUCCGCCACCGCCACUGGCCGGCGGCGCGAUGCGCGACGACCCCUACCCGGCCCAGAAGGCGACUUAA